AUGAAGAGACACUUCUCCUUCGGGAUCCUCCUUCUCUUUUGUGGUGAGAAGAACCUCAGACGGGAAGUACCAGAAGUGUCUGCUCGCUUUUUCUUAGAUAUUGGGGGAAAGGAGUGCGAAUACAAACGAGCGGAUGGUGGAGAGGCGAGAAAUAACCCUUAUGAAUCUGAUUUCAAGUAUGGACCGCCAGGAAGUGCUUGUCCACACGGAAAAACCGAUAGUGGAUUGUGCAAAAGUAGAGUUCAAAGGGAAAAAUCGGAAGUAAAAGAAGAAGACAACGGAUCAAAUCAUUCGUCUCUCCUCAUUGCAUUACUCGUAACUGUAUUUUUCAUGUAA
Messenger RNA from Caenorhabditis briggsae, 336 nucleotides. Lineage: Eukaryota; Metazoa; Nematoda; Chromadorea; Rhabditida; Rhabditidae. The coding region runs from base 1 to 336 and encodes 111 amino acids. The transcript has 2 exons. The record is from RefSeq and is a predicted model, not a curated record.